AUGGGCAGCUCAGCUGCAAAGCAAGACCUGUGCCAGGCGGUGCAGCGGGGCGAUCUGGCAGCCUGCCAGCGCCUGCUCGGUGCCCUCCCUCAAGGUGAGACUUCCGAGGCCUCCGUGCCAAAGGUCCUUGACGGGUUGUCCUCAUCUGGCUUGGCCGCACUGCACGUCGCCGCCGGUAACGGGCACAUUGACAUCGUGCGCUUUCUGCUGGACCUGCGUGCGGAUGUCAACGUACGGGACUCCAAGCAGCGGACGCCCCUCCACUGUGCCUCCCGCGCCCUCUUGGCGCCGAAUUGCACGGCCUGCGUGCAAGAGCUGCUGCGACAACGUGCAGACCCCUUUUCUUCCACAGAGCUCGGGAGCACAGCCCUGGACGUGGCACGUGGUGCGCGCUGCAGCGGCUGCGUCCGUGCACUGGAGGGGUCCGCGGCCCUGUGGCAAGGCCCUGUGGACGCGUACCAGCCCAAAUUGCUGGUCAUCCCCACCUGGGCCUCGAAAUGGCUUGUGGUUCUCCGCGAUCGCCGACACAACACUGGCCCCAGCUUCAUCGCCAGGGGCAGCGUUCACAACGCCUUCAAGCAGGCCCAGACUCUGGUGAGAGACCACAUCUCUGGACCUUCUUUCUCACACGCUUGUCCACGGUGUGGCAAAUCAAACGCUGUUCCCGACUUUGUGGAGAGCUUCCCCUGCCGUCACUGUGAAACCCUCCUUGCCGUGCCCACGAGCUUGCAAUUGGCUGUCUACGACUGCUACCAGGGCGUUCCCGACGCCGUGCCGACGGCGGUGCUGUCCUUGCCGCAGGACCCCAGGUGCAUCUCCGUGAAGCCACUGGAAGAUUCGGCCUGGAGCACCCGAGGCGGCUGGCUGCAGGGCGCGCUCGGAGGUCUGGGCCUCGCCUCGUCUCGCCCCUUCGGCCUCUCCGUGUCAGUGCAGGACCGAGACCGCGAAGUCGGCUUGGCAGUGCGGUUCUCCACGGCGGAAGAGAGCACGCUGGUGAAGCGGGUCUUGCUGAACCCACUUCUAAGUUCCAGGGCAUUGGUGUUGAAAGAAGCCUACGACGCUCUCUUGGCGGGAAACACCGCGGCUCUGGCUGAAGAGGCUUUCCCGGACCUGCCGCCUCCGUCUGCGCCGCCCGCAGAAGACCUGACGUUGCUGACCGAAGGGCCGCAAGCGGCAGCGCAGGCCGUGCACUCCGCGCAGGGCGAGGACCCCGCCGUCGAUCCCGGUCCAGUGCAGGAGGAUGGUGCCUGUGUUGUCUGCUUGGAGAGGCCUGCGGACACGGCAGUGGUGCCAUGCGGUCACCUUUGUCUGUGCCAGAGAUGCGCCGAUGCCAUGAGGGGCCAGACCACGCUGUGUCCAAUGUGCCGGAAUGAAGCCUCCUCGACCGUGCGCAUCUAUCGCUCCUGA
This is a messenger RNA of Symbiodinium natans, 1407 nucleotides long. The record is from the annotation of a GenBank genome assembly. Lineage: Eukaryota; Dinophyceae; Suessiales; Symbiodiniaceae.